UCCUAGGAAUAGGAUGACCAAAGUCACCAAACCACUGUUACGAUUACCCCCCAAAAGGGCCAAAACUAUCGCUCGUCUUCCUCCUCAGUGGCAGUGUUACACUCCUUUGAACUCGAUUCUUCCCUUUUCCCAUUCCCCUUCACAACUCCCUCCUCGUUUGCUUUCUUCUCACCUCUUCAAGCCCUUUUCUUCCACAGCCUUCUCUCAAUCCAAGAAAAGGUUUGCAAGUAGCUUAGCUAUGGACAGCUCAGGAGUUAGCUCGUUUCCAGAAAAUCCAGUUGGUCUGGACAGGGUUUGUGAAGAAGAAUAUACUUCUCAGUCAAGACUGCUCCAAGAAUUCACAGAAAUUGCCACAAUUGACAAGGCAUGGGCGUUUACAUCUUCAAGUGGAUAUGGUUCCAAGGGUAUGUUCGCAAUUAGCCAACCAAAUCUCUUGGCUAAUGUAAGGAGAAGAUACAUACUAUCCUCUCAUAUUUCAAAUAAAAGUAGUGAUUCAGUUAGCUUUGAGUGGGCCCCCUUUCCUGUUGAGAUGACGGGUGUCUUUACUAUUGUCCCAUCUCCAUCUGGUUCAAAGCUUCUGGUUGUCCGAAAUGCUGAAAAUGAUUCUCCUACCCGCUUUGAAAUCUGGGGUCCAGCUCAAGUUGAAAAAGAGUUUCAAGUUCCCCGCUCAAUCCAUGGAUCAGUCUAUGCUGAUGGAUGGUUUGAAGGAAUCUCAUGGAACUUUGAUGAAACUCUUAUUGCUUAUGUUGCUGAGGAACCAGUUCCAUCAAAGCCCACAUUUACUUGUUUUGGUUAUAAAAAAGGCGAUACCACAGAGAAGGACAUGGGUAACUGGAAAGGUCAAGGAGAGUGGGAGGAGGACUGGGGAGAAACUUAUGCUGGGAAAAGGCAGCCUGCACUUUUUGUAAUCAAUAUAAUCAGUGGAGAGGUACAAGCUGUUGAAGGAGUGGGGAGGUUUUUGAGUGUUGGACAAGUUGUAUGGGCUCCAGCAGCUGAGAAUUCGAAUCAAUAUCUUGUAUUUGUUGGGUGGCCAUCAGAUGCUAGAAAGUUGGGUAUUAAACACUGCUAUAACCGGCCGUGUGCCUUAUAUGCAGUUACAGCUCCAUUCUCGAAAUCACAAGCAACUAACUCCGGAGAUAAUGCAUCUAAGGAUGUAGCAGUGAUUGCUCUGACGCAAAGCAUUAGUAGUGCUUUUUUUCCACGAUUCAGCCCAGAUGGAAAGUACCUUGUAUUUUUGUCUGCAAGGACUGCUGUUGACUCUGGGGCCCACUGGGCAACUAAUUCACUUCAUAGAAUUGACUGGCCUGCUGAUGGAAAACCAGGUCAAUCUGGAAAAAUUGUUGAAGUGGUUCCUGUUGUGAUGUGUCCUGACGAUGGCUGCUUCCCUGGGCUCUAUUUGUCAAAGAUUCCUAGCAAGCCAUGGCUUUCAGAUGGAUUUACACUAAUUUUGUCCUCCAUUUGGGGUAGCACUGAAGCAAUACUUUCAGUGAAUGCAUUAAGUGGACAAGUAUCACAAAUCAGCCCCAGCAACUCAAAUUCUGCUUGGGGUCUGCUUGCACUUGAUGGUGACAGCAUCAUUGCUGUAUCUAGCAGCCCAGUUGAUAUUCCUCAGAUUAAAUAUGGAGUCCUCGCUGGCAAGGCAUCCGAAGAUGCCAAGUGGAGUUGGUUAGAUGUUACUAGUCCCAUAUCAAGAUGCUCAGAAAAGGUCAGGUCUUUCCUGUCGUCUCGACAAUUUGAUAUACUUAAAAUUCCAGUCAGGGAUAUCGCUGAGAAUCUCACAAAAGGUGCCAGCAAACCCUAUGAAGCCAUAUUUGUUUCCUCAAAAUCUCAAAAGAAUGACAUGCGUGAUCCACUAAUUGUGGUCCUUCAUGGUGGUCCUCAUUCGGUUUCAUUAUCAGGCUUCUCAAAGUCCUUGGCUUUCCUUUCCUCCCUUGGUUAUAGUUUGCUUAUUGUAAAUUAUAGAGGUUCUUUGGGUUUUGGAGAGGAAGCUUUGCAGUCUCUUCCAGGCAAAGUUGGGUCUCAGGAUGUCAAUGAUGUACUUGCUGCCAUUGAUCAUGUCAUUGACAUGGGACUUGCAGAUCCUUCUAAAAUAGCUGUGAUGGGUGGUUCCCAUGGUGGAUUUUUGACAACACAUCUGAUUGGACAGGCACCAGACAAGUUUGCUGCUGCAUGUGCAAGGAAUCCUGCCUGCAACCUUUCUUUGAUGGUUGGCACCACAGACAUCCCUGAUUGGAUCUAUGUGGAAUCAUUUGGAAGUGAGGGAAAAUCUAUUUUCACGGAAGUGGCUUCUCCGGAGAACCUCACCGCAUUUUACAAUAAGUCCCCUGUAUCACACAUAUCUAAGGUUGAAACUCCUACGCUGCUCCUUUUAGGUGCUAAAGACCUGCGUGUACCUGUUUCCAGUGGAAUACAGUAUGCACGGGCACUAAAAGAGAGAGGGAGAGAGGUGAAGGUAAUCGUAUUUCCUGAGGAUACACAUGGACUUGAGAGGCCGCAAUCUGACUUUGAGAGCUAUCUUAACAUUGGAGUGUGGUUUAAGAAGUACUGCAGCUAAGCAAUCAAAUGCUAGUACUGCUUCGCUGUCUUGCUGGUCUAUCUAUCUAUGGUUUAUUUUGACUUUGAUCUUGUUGGUAUAGGGUUCUCUCUGCUUGUCACAAAAAGAGAACAAAACAUUCUCUAGAUUUUCAUUGUCUCAACAAAUUGAGUUCUUCUGUUUGUACCUUGUGAUACUCAUUUUGUACCAGGCAGUAAAACGAUUCGACCUUCUUCUCUGAAGUGGCUGAA
This is a messenger RNA of Coffea eugenioides, 2784 nucleotides long. Its product is annotated as acylamino-acid-releasing enzyme. Gene Ontology annotation, molecular function: serine-type endopeptidase activity; protein binding. Lineage: Eukaryota; Viridiplantae; Streptophyta; Magnoliopsida; Gentianales; Rubiaceae. Gene Ontology annotation, biological process: proteolysis. The transcript is spliced from 18 exons. The coding region runs from base 14 to 2554 and encodes 846 amino acids. The record is from RefSeq and is a predicted model, not a curated record.